Molecule: messenger RNA, 1354 nt
Organism: Gossypium arboreum
Lineage: Eukaryota; Viridiplantae; Streptophyta; Magnoliopsida; Malvales; Malvaceae
Product: vesicle-associated membrane protein 714-like
Exons: 4
Coding region: 200-862 (220 amino acids)
Biological process (GO): vesicle-mediated transport
Cellular component (GO): membrane
Source: RefSeq, a predicted model, not a curated record
AAAUUUAGGUACCAAAAGAAAGUUAGCUAAACCAAAAUAAUGAUACAUACCUGGUUUAAACGACAAAAGGAGAAGAAAGAAUUAUUAAAAUGUAAUUAGUAUGAAUUUUAGCUUAAUUGUUUUCAUAAAUAUUUAAACAAUUUUUACUUUCUGAAGCAAAAGAAAAAUAAAUUAACAAAAAAGGAAAAAAAAUUUCUCGAUGGCGAUCCUUUACGCGGUGGUGGCUCGAGGCACGGUGGUUCUAGCGGAGUUUAGCGCCGUGACGGGGAACGCUGGGGCGGUGGCACGGAGGGUGCUGGAGAAACUUCCGGCGGAGGCUGAUUCGAGAUUAUGCUUCUCGCAAGAUCGUUAUAUCUUUCAUAUCCUUAGAUCCGAUGGCCUUUGUUUCCUCUGUAUGGCUAACGAUAACUUCGGAAGGAGAAUUCCAUUUUCGUACUUGGAGGAUAUUCACAUGAGGUUCAUGAAAAACUAUGGCAAAGUGGCUCAUUAUGCACCUGCAUAUGCAAUGAAUGAUGAAUUCUCGCGGGUGCUACAUCAACAAAUGGAGUUUUUCUCUAAUAAUCCUAGUGCAGAUACUCUCAAUCGUGUUAGAGGUGAAGUGGGUGAGAUUCGUACAAUUAUGGUGGAAAACAUUGAGAAAAUACUUGAAAGAGGCGACAGGAUUGAACUUCUUGUUGACAAAACUGCAACGAUGAAAGAUGGUGCAUUCCAUUUCAAGAAACAAUCUAAACGCCUUCGUCAAGCUCUUUGGAUGAAAAAUGCCAAACUCUUGGCACUGUUGACAUGCUUGAUUGUUCUGUUACUGUACAUAAUAAUAGCUGCUUGCUGCGGAGGCAUCACUCUACCUUCUUGCAGAUCUUGAGUGGCAGUCUUACUGGUCUAAAUUUCUGCUGAGGUACACAUUUAUCUUCAACAUUUUUGUGCAAGUUUGUACCUUUGGAGGCUCCUUGGCUUCCCAAUGGAGGUUUCUAGGUAUUUUUGGCAACAUAGUCUCUAUACCCGCUCAAUUGUGUCUACUAUUUAUUUUUGGGGUUUGAUAAAAACUGCCUGUUGUAACAAUCAUAAUAUUUUGUUCUUCACACAAUCAACUGUUCAAUGAUUUUAGUUCUGGUGUCUUUAUAUUUUCCUUUUUCCUUUCACCUCUCUCAAUCUCUCUCUCUCUCUAUCGAUCCAUGACCAUGUUACUUAGUUCUUGGUUUAUUUAAGACCUCUCCUUUACUUACUUGCAGAAUGUUGUUUUGUAGUAGAAAUGCAAUUAGGUUGUAAAUGGAAUCGAAUUUUAUGAUGUUCUUUUUGUAUUAUGUUGCUGCUGAGGUUUUAAGAAAGUUAUGAAGUGGGAACUUCUAACCGUAAA